AAGGGUGACACUUGACACCUUUGCUAAGUAAGUGCCAUAAAACGACAGCAGUGACAGUUACCAUGGCACUCAGAGACAAACAAAUGAAUUCUCAAUAUAAUCGCUAUGUAUUGGAUUAAUCCCUCUUAGUUCCCCAGUGCGAUUCCCAAGAGCAGUGCAAGAUGUACCUUACGCAGCUAUUCGCCAGCAAGCGGACCCAGUUCCUGCACCGUAUCACUCACUACACCGAGCAUUCGGAUUUCUUCAUCAUGCAGCGCUACUUUGAGAAGAUCUACGCCAUUCACUACACACCGCAUGGCUGGUACGAUCGUAUCCUCUGGUAUCUGUACCGUGCGCUGUACGGUCUGAUCUAUCUAAGCUACAUCCACAAAACCCACUGGGUACUGCACCACCCGCAGGACAGUUUCAGCACAGCAAACAUCCUUGGCGUGAUGUGGUUCUUCAGUGUCGUCAUUCUGCGCGUUGCCAUCCUCGAGUGGCACUACCCGCUAAUGCUACGCAUGCAGACCUUUCUGAAUGAUCACACCUCCUACCAGCGGACCGAUCCGUGGACGGUUGACAGACGGACCCGCUUCUACCGUCGAACGAAUCGUUUGAUACUGGCCGUAAUGGGUAUCAACUUGGCGGAGACAGUCUGCUUCACUGCCACCAACGUGAUGAAGCUGGAUGAGUUUAUGCUGCAGUUCCGGGGAGCGAUCGUUGGUGGCUGGCCGGUGCAGAUUGUGUACGGCGUGCUGACCAUGGGCUUUGGCGGGAUGUACUGCAUGGGUUUCAUGAUAUGCUAUCUGCUGCUCAGCAUCUUUAAGCUGGAGGUGGACAUACUGAUACAUUCGCUAGAGGAGGUUGAAAGAAGUGAUCGUUUGAAGAGUGAUUUUGGAGAUAGUGGAGAUAUCUUCUGGAAUAAUAUUGUCGACCAGUUGAGACCUCAUAUGCAACGACUGGAUGAAUUAUUUAUGUGAGUAUUGUUGACAACUUCACAACCUAUGCCUGGAGACUCAUAAAUACUCUAUCGACACUGUUAAACAAAACGCUUGACAGUAGUCUCCGAAGACUCAUCAGAGCUCUAAUUUCUAACCACUUCACAACAGCCAACUCCAACACCUGAAAUCCGUCAUCGGACCUAUCGCGUUCGUGCAGUACUACAGCACAUAUCUCAUCAUUGCGGACUGCUGCUUAAUUCUAGUGUCGCAUGGACUGUCCAGUUUCUCGAUCGUGUACUUCAUCUCCAUGCUGGUGUUUCUCACCGAAUCCUUCUUGCUUUGCCACGGAGUGGAAAAUUUAAGAGACCUGAAACCACGCAUUGCUUCGACGGUGUACGAUUUUGACUGGAUGUUGCAAAUGCGCUGCACUAACCCGGGACACCGGGCUCAGUAUCGUCACGUACGGCGUACCUUGCUCCUGCUUACAGCCCAGUCCGACCAAACGAUACAAUUCAGCUUCGCCGGUAUCGGCGAAAUCUCGAUGAACAGUUUCGCCCAGCUCUUGGAGAAGAGUUACUCUAUGCUAACGUUUUUGCUGCAGUUCGCAAAGUAGAAAUCAUCCACCAUUCGGAAGUGAAAGGCACUACACCCGCACAGCGUUACAAGGCGCACAUCGCACAACGAAUUCAACACACAAAAAAUGCCCCUCGGCUGCUUUUAAAAGCGAUUAGUUUUGCCUACGAAUAUACGACAUCGCCCAAAAGCCGCCUCGUACACAAACCGUCGCACAUCAAUUGUAGAAAACCACUUUAUUUGAUUUAUCUUGCACGUAUCUUCCCUCUUCACAGCCUGGCUCCCAUAUCGUGCAAUCCGCCUCCUUCUACGGGAAAAUAAAGUGUCAUAAACAAAUUUCCACUGCAAUUUAUAUGCUCUCUAUGCCUACGGGGGCUCCAGUAGAAAAGGUAGUGAACCGGAACGCACCAAAGUAGCAAAAAAAAAAAGAGUGGAUCCCCAUAUUCACACAUUUUACUCUAAUGGAUGAUAAACAUAUUGGAACAUGGAGCACU
Molecule: messenger RNA, 1987 nt
Organism: Anopheles coluzzii
Lineage: Eukaryota; Metazoa; Arthropoda; Insecta; Diptera; Culicidae
Exons: 2
Coding region: 162-959 (265 amino acids)
Source: RefSeq, a predicted model, not a curated record